UGAUCGAACGAAUUGUAACUGGUGGUGAUGUUGAUGAAUCUCAUGGAGAUACAGAUUUGUUAGCCGGUGAUCUACUGAUAUUGCUGAGAAAUUGUAAUUGAUUCAGAUCUCACAUCAGAAUUCAAUGAAAGUACACAAUUAAAUGGAUCGCAGCCAACAACUCCUAAAGCUUAUUGUCCAAUGCGAUGGCAUUCAUUUCUUUUAAUGUUUUAAUCAAUGAUACGUAAUUAUGUAUCCACCAACACACUUCUCAGUGAGUCUCGUAGAUAUGAAUUGAUUCUGUCAUCUACUUAGCUUACAUAAUGAUAUAGCAUAAUGAAAGAAUAAUGAAUGAUUUACAAUCAUUAGCCACAGCCGGCUAAUGAAAUCUUUGCGCACUUCGGUAUAUAUUGAUUAACAAUUUAAUUUUCAUACGUUGUGUCAACCGUAGAUACCGAAGCGAGUCGAAACACUGACGACUGACUCGCAAGUUUUUUCGACUCAUCAACCAAGUCGAAGUCGGGGCUUUAACAAAUCUAGUCACUAGUCGACUCACUUGUAAGUUAAACAUGAGAAAUUAUUUGAAUGCAAACAGAAAAAAGUUUGGUCUAAGCCGUGUAAGAUUUCUUUUUAAAAACUGCAUUUUCACCUUUCUCUUGGGCUAAUUGAAACUUUUUAUACUAAAAACAAAAGCAGAAAAUCUAUCAGUUGUUACACUUGAUUUUUGAAUGGACGAUACGACUCGAAAUUCAAGUUAAUUUUGUAUUUAAGUCGACUCAAAGUCGAAUAACUUGAGUCGAUCGAGUUGAUUGAUUUUCGGCUUCGACUCGAGUCGCUUACUGAUCGACUGACUGACUGACUAGAUCGACUAGCUUCGGUAUCUAGUCAAACUUAACCUACAAACCAAUUUUACCUUUUAAUUAUUUAAACGAUUGUUAUAAAGUUAAAUUUCGUCAUCAUUGGUUAUUCAUUGUAGAUUUUGUGAAGAAGCUUAAUUAUUGUAAGAAUCAACAACUAAUCAGCAAGAUAUUGUAUUCCAAUCAUAAUAAUAGAAAAUCUUUUUUUUCUAAAAUAAUUAAACUAAUCAAGAUGAUCAACUUAUCGAAAUGUUCGUUUAUUUCAUUUUAUCUCGAGAAUUUAUUGGCUGUUAUUGCGGUUUACAAAAAGCUUCGAACUUGUACAUUUUCGAUUGAUUAUUAAUAGUUCUAGUGCUUUUGUCUCUCGUUGAGUGACCAAAACACUUAAAGUAGAAAAUUUAAUGCAUCGGGUGGAAGUUCCUUAAUCACUCAAUUAACUAAAUAUACGGAAAUGUACAUUAAACUGCGUUCGAAACUGAAGGUUUAGUCUCAUCAGAACUUUUUUCAGGGGCUUCUGGAGCUUCUGGAGACUCUUGAGACUCUGGAUCUUCAGGAGGUGUCAGGGCUUUAGGAGCGUAUGGGUCCUUUUUAUCCCACUCUGAUGACCAUUCCAUGUCUUCCAUAACUUUUACAUAUUCCGAUCUAGAUAAGUUUUGUCAUAUUUUGGUUGUUUUGUCUUUUAGACUCGAAUGAAUCAUAUUUCAUUCAUUUUUCAUUUAAAUCAUUAGAUAAACAACUUCUUAAGAAUUGUAAUUAACGAGAAAAAGUUGAGAAAACAUUGGACUAGACAACAUUUAUUCAUAACCGUUAAUUAAAAUUGUAAUUUAACUUAUGAUUCAUUGUGCUGGUAAUCAUAAUUGCUUUUGUUGAUCAUUUGUUAUUUGUUCCUUGUUAAUGUAAGUCGUAUCAUUUAAAGUUCUUUCCUUUUAUUGACAAAAUUGUUUCCUCAAGUUUUCUAGUUUUAUUUCUGUGCCAAUUUUGUUUCUGUAAAAUUUGACCAUGGCUUCGGAUUGGGCUUCUGAGAAUAAAGGUCGAACUACUAAUGUAGUCAAAUUACUGGAAUCUUUCAAAUCUAUCGAAAUCUUCAAACUUUUUUCUAUGAAGAAACAUCCAUAUGAUAAUAUAAUUUCCAUAUUCAAUUUUUCUCUAUUAUCAAAAAUCCUUCUCAUUGAAGCUCUUCUUUUAACAUGUAAAGAUAUUUUCGGUGCUGAAAUUUCUUGUACCUUCAACACUGUUCCCAAACUCAGUAAUGAAAAUAUCAAUGACUAUUGUUGGAUCGAUGGCAGUUACACAACUCUACCCAAUUCUCAUUCUUCAAUUUCGCCCUACGUCGGGGUCACUUCCAGUGUCCAAACUGAUGAUGGAUCGAAAUUUUAUCACCGCUACUAUCAGUGGGUUUAUUUUGCUUUACUUCUCCAGUCUGUCAUGUUUUUCAGUCUUAAAUGGAUCUGGGAUCGUCUCUUGGACCAACGGGUCAUCGAUCUGGUUGGUAAACUAAAAAGUGACAAGAAAAAUCUUUACGAAUAUAAAAAAGCUGAUCAGAUGAAUCUCGUUCAAUCGGUGGCCGAUCUUUUAUUCUCUAAUGUCACCUUUUAUUAUAACGUUAUUCUCAUGGAAAUAAUUUGUCUUGUCCAUCUCAUUUUCCAAAUUUGGGCAACUGACCGAUUCCUCAAUGGCAAUUUCCUUAAACUUGGUGUCAUUUGGUUGGACUCAAGCUACAGUAUGAAAAGUAUCACUUCUUUGUUUCUUUCUUCACCUUCGACCUCACCAAGUAAUCCAGAGUUUCGAUCGACUGUGGGUGAUUCAAGUUAUUCCAAUUCCUAUGAUCCAUUACAGUUGAUCUUCCCUCGAAUGGUCAAGUGUACAUUACAAUUCUUUGGUCUCACUGGUGACAUCAAUUCUUACGAUGGACUUUGUUUUCUCGCUGCCAAUUCAUUACACGAGAAAGUUUAUCUAUGCCAAUGGUUCCUUUAUCAUUUCAUGUUCAUCUUCAUCAUUUUGAUUCUAUUCUAUCGAGGUCUAACCCUGACACUUCCACCUCUUCGAUAUUUCAUGUUAUCGUAUACGAGUUCAUCUUUUGCCGCAAAAUCGUACCGUCGAUUACUCAACUCACCCGGUAACUGGUUUCUUCUCAAUAUUUUAUCAACCACAGUUCCAAUAUCACAUUUCAUUGAUUUAAUGAAUGCAGUAGUUGAAUUGCAUUUCGAUAAACACGGAAAACCUUUGCACAAUUCAGCAUUCGGCAAAUAUGCCAAGGCAAACGAAGGAAUCAAAGUGGACAGAUCUUUCAAAACUUCUAAAAGUGUUGGAGGUGCAAAAGUUGAGGAAGACAUCGAAUGGUCAUCAGAUUGGGAUAAGAUUAACUUAUACGCUCCUAAAGCACUGACACCUCCUGAAGAUCCAGAGUCUCAAGAGUCUCCAGAAGCUCCAGAAGCCCCUGAAAAAAGUUCUGAUGAGACUAAACCUUCAGUUUCGAACGCAGUUUAAUGUACAUUUCCGUGUAUUUAGUUAAUUGAGUGAUUAAGGAACUUCCACCCGAUGCAUUAAAUUUUCUACUUUAAGUGUUUUGGUCACUCAACGAGAAACAAAAGCACUAGAACUAUUAAUAAUCAAUCGAAAAUGUACAAGUUCGAAGCUUUUUGUAAACCGCAAUAACAGCCAAUAAAUUCUCGAGAUAAAAUGAAAUAAACGAACAUUUCGAUAAGUUGAUCAUCUUGAUUAGUUUAAUUAUUUUAGAAAAAAAGAUUUUCUAUUAUUAUGAUUGGAAUACAAUAUCUUGCUGAUUAGUUGUUGAUUCUUACAAUAAUUAAACUUCUUCACAAGAUCUACAAUUAAUAACCAAUGAUGGUGAAAUUUAACUUU
Molecule: messenger RNA, 3698 nt
Organism: Panonychus citri (citrus red mite)
Lineage: Eukaryota; Metazoa; Arthropoda; Arachnida; Trombidiformes; Tetranychidae
Product: innexin shaking-B-like
Exons: 2
Coding region: 1836-3323 (495 amino acids)
Biological process (GO): phototransduction
Cellular component (GO): gap junction; plasma membrane
Molecular function (GO): gap junction channel activity
Source: RefSeq, a predicted model, not a curated record